UCUGUCUUUAGAAUUUGGAAUGAUGGGAGAUCAUACAAUUAAAAGUCAGCGACCUCGAUCUGUCCAUGAAAAAAGGGUCCCUCAGGAACAAGCUGACGCUGCUAAAUUUAUGGCACAAACUGGUGAAUCUGGUGUGGAAGAGUGGUCCCAGUGGAGCACAUGCUCAGUUACUUGUGGUCAAGGGUCGCAGGUGCGAACCAGAACUUGUGUAUCACCUUACGGGACACACUGCAGCGGCCCAUUAAGAGAAUCAAGGGUUUGCAAUAACACUGCCCUCUGUCCAGUACAUGGAGUUUGGGAGGAGUGGUCACCAUGGAGCUUAUGCUCCUUUACAUGUGGCCGAGGCCAAAGAACACGAACCAGGUCAUGCACACCUCCUCAGUAUGGAGGGAGGCCCUGUGAAGGACCUGAAACACAUCACAAGCCUUGCAAUAUUGCUCUCUGUCCAGUUGAUGGACAGUGGCAGGAAUGGAGUUCAUGGAGCCACUGCUCAGUGACGUGUUCCAAUGGGACACAGCAGAGGAGCCGGCAAUGCACAGCGGCUGCUCACGGAGGCUCCGAGUGCAGAGGACCCUGGGCGGAGAGCAGAGAGUGCUACAACCCUGAAUGUACAGCCAAUGGUCAGUGGAAUCAGUGGGGUCACUGGAGUGGAUGUUCCAAGUCCUGUGAUGGAGGCUGGGAGAGGCGAGUGAGGACUUGUCAGGGCGCAGCUUUAACAGGACAGCAGUGUGAAGGAACAGGUGAAGAAAUAAGACGGUGCAGUGAGCAGCGAUGCCCAGCACCUUAUGAAAUAUGCCCAGAGGAUUAUCUUAUAUCAAUGGUGUGGAAAAGGACUCCUGCGGGCGACCUGGCAUUCAACCAAUGUCCACUGAAUGCCACAGGCACCACUAGCAGACGCUGCUCUCUCAGUCUUCAAGGAGUGGCCUUCUGGGAACAGCCGAGCUUUGCAAGAUGCAUAUCCAAUGAGUACAGACACUUGCAGCAUUCAAUUAAAGAGCAUCUUGCGAAGGGGCAGCGGAUGCUGGCAGGUGAUGGAAUGUCCCAGGUCACCAAGACACUGUUGGAUUUAACCCAGAGGAAAAAUUUCUAUGCCGGUGACCUUCUAGUGUCUGUGGAAAUACUCAGAAAUGUGACAGAUACAUUUAAAAGGGCAAGUUACAUCCCUGCGUCUGAUGGUGUCCAGAACUUCUUUCAAAUAGUUAGCAACCUUCUAGAUGAAGAAAACAAGGAGAAAUGGGAAGAUGCGCAGCAGAUUUACCCAGGCUCAAUAGAGUUAAUGCAGGUGAUUGAAGAUUUUAUACACAUUGUUGGAAUGGGGAUGAUGGACUUUCAAAAUUCGUACCUAAUGACUGGAAAUGUAGUGGCCAGCAUUCAGAAGCUUCCCGCCGCCUCUGUUCUAACAGACAUCAACUUCCCAAUGAAAGGUCGGAAGGGAAUGGUGGACUGGGCAAGGAAUUCAGAAGAUCGAGUUGUGAUUCCAAAAAGCAUUUUCACUCCUGUGUCAUCAAAAGAAUUGGAUGAGUCAUCUGUAUUUGUCCUUGGAGCAGUCCUAUACAAAAACUUAGACCUAAUUUUACCCACUUUGAGAAAUUAUACUGUCGUUAAUUCUAAAAUCAUCGUGGUCACAAUCAGGCCUGAACCCAAAACAACUGACUCAUUUUUGGAGAUAGAGCUAGCUCACUUGGCGAAUGGGGUCUGGGCACAGUUGGGUGGCUUCCACGAACUUGGGCAGAGUGGUGAGAGCUGGAGUCGAAGCUGUUCUUCCCUUCUUGGUGAUCAGGAAGUUUAG
Molecule: messenger RNA, 1789 nt
Organism: Peromyscus maniculatus bairdii (prairie deer mouse)
Lineage: Eukaryota; Metazoa; Chordata; Mammalia; Rodentia; Cricetidae
Source: RefSeq, a predicted model, not a curated record